Oreochromis niloticus (Nile tilapia) is the source of this 3621-nucleotide messenger RNA. RefSeq names its product G-protein coupled receptor 183. Gene Ontology annotation, biological process: G protein-coupled receptor signaling pathway. Bases 1432 to 2460 code for a protein of 342 amino acids. NCBI's taxonomy places the organism in Eukaryota, Metazoa, Chordata, Actinopteri, Cichliformes, Cichlidae. Gene Ontology annotation, cellular component: membrane. The transcript has 4 exons. Gene Ontology annotation, molecular function: oxysterol binding; G protein-coupled receptor activity. The record is from RefSeq and is a predicted model, not a curated record.
AUACUUUAGCUUCCUGCUAUAUCUUCCAUCAGUACCAUCUCAGGCCUUCUGCAUUUACCUCAGCUACAUAAGAGUAUGAACUUGAAAAACCUCAGAGACAGGAACAUAAUAAAACCUCACACUCUAUCACUUCAUCUAACCUUUCUCAAAACAGCGCUGCACCCACUGCCGGCAGCAGUGAAAGUGACUAUGUUAACUGCAGUCAAUUCAAAUCAUAUCACAGCUCCUUCUGUGCGAUGCAUCUAAGUCUUGCUUUUGAAUAUAUUCAGACUCUACAAGAAGAAGUAAUCAGUUCUAGUCAACCUACAGUGUCCUUUUUUCAAUCCUACUCCCAAAUGAGGUGCAUACUCUUAGACAUAAGACAGAAUAAGAUAAGAUAGGAUAUACUGCAUCUUCUCCUCAUGCCCAGAUCACUUCAUAUCUUUCUCUUUCUAAAUCGUAAAAAGAUUGGUAUUUAUGUACUGUAGUACCCUUUCUACUCUAUUUGAGCACUCAUAAUGCUUUCUACUACAAGUCUCAUUCACCCAAUCACACACAUCCAUAUAGUUUUUUGUUUAACACUCACACACACACAAACUCACAGGGGGAAACCCUCACUUGCUGCUGAUGGAUGCCUCAGGGCCAAGUCAGGGUUCAGCAUCUUGCCCAAGGGUACUUCGACAUGCUGACUAGUGAAUUGGUAGACAACCUUUUUGUUUCCAAAUCUCACAAUCUUUUAGUUACUCCACUGUGCAACUAACAAAAACUCAAAUUAAUUUAAAUAAAUUUGAUAGUUGGAUCACAAACCCAACCCCCAAUCAAGAUUUCUGCCACCACAAACAGUGCAAACUUGUGAUGGUUUAAUAUAUUUUGUCUGCACAAAGGAAAAAAGAAAAACUAAAUUGAAGUCACACAUCACAGUCCAAGUGGCUUCUUGUUGUCACACUUUUAAGUGUUAAUACCCAAUAACAAUAAACUUUUAGAAACAACAUAUAUGAAUGUUACUGUUAUGUUCUCAGUAUGUAUGUAAAUUUAUGCAACAUAUAUGUAUGUAUAUGCAUGCAAAUACAUAAUGACUACCCGCCUCACAGCUUGUGAUUUAAAGUAGCAUUGUCAUCCCAUUUAAAAAGUAAAAUACUAAAACCACUGAGAUGGCAAAUAGGAUGACAAUUGAUACAAGUACAAUAUGUUUUAAAUGAGGGUAUUUUAAUGCAUUGCAUGUCCUGGGGCACAGGAUGUUAACAUGCAACUACUACUCUUGUUCAUGUGUGACAUUUACCCAAAUGCAAUGUGUGAUGUCAGAAAGGAGAGGUGGGAUUUGAACACUUCACAUAAACUUUGCAAAGAUAUUUCAUGCCUUGCUGCUCCUUUUACAACCAUAACUAGCAGACUCUGCAGCAUUUACAGUUAAAAAAAAUACUUGGCUACUCUGUUUCUAACUUGACAGGCAAGAUGGCUGGUGGAAACAUGACCCUGGACUCUGUUGCAGUUCCAUCAAACCAGAGCAGCUGUGAUGUGUUUGUGUACCAAAGAGCCGCAGUGGUCCUUUUCCCCAUUUUCUACUCUGUGGUAUUCAUCAUCAGCACAUGCGGCAACAGUUUGGUUCUCCGUGUCAUCUGCCAGAGAAAACAGAAGUUCAACUCCACCUCCAUUUAUCUGGUCAACCUUGCUUUAUCUGAUGCUCUGUUCACACUGGCACUUCCUGGGAGAAUUACCUACUACAUCCGUCACUUUGACUGGCCUUUUGGUGACCUUCUCUGCAAAGUGACCACGCUUCUUUUCUUUACAAACACAUAUGCAGGUAUCGGCUUCAUGACCUGCAUCAGCUUGGACAGAUACCUGGCCAUGGUGCAUCCACACCGGCUGCAGUGUUUGAGGAGUGUAAAGGUUGUUCGAAGGGUGUGCUGCCUGGUCUGGGCUCUAGUGUUUCUGGAGGUGGCGCCUCUGCUGUUCCGCAGCAUGCUGCACGAGCAUCAGGGAAGACGAACCUGCAUGGAGUACUUCAACUUCGAGGGCUCCCGCUUCACUCCGUAUCUCCUGCUUCUGGCGUGCGUCGUGUCCUUCUGCUGCCCGCUUACCAUUAUCAUGUGCUGCUACGCCAAGAUCAACAUUAAACUGCGAGAUGCAGCUAAGAAGAACUCUGUAACUGGUCGCUCAAGGAGGAAUCACAGGGCCAACACUAUUAUUCUGCUGAUCCUCCUCACCUUCAUCGUAUGUUUUAGCCCUUAUCACAUCAAUGUCAUCCAGUUUAUGGCCAGAAAAAUACACCACCAGCCAACCUGUGAAGAACUGAGAGCCUUUAAGGUGUCUUUACAGAUUACCGUUUCGUUAAUGAACUUCAACUGCUGCUUGGAUCCAGUCAUCUACUUUUUUGCCAUUAAGACAUACAAGAAGAGGGUGAUGAGCCUGUUUAAAGACUAUCUCUAUACUUCCGGCGCCUCCUCCAAAAUGACAGCUGAGAACAGCAGCAGCAACACCUGAGAAACCACAGCUGAUUCUGCAAGAUGUACAUAUAGAACAUAUGCCACAGACCUAUUUUCCCAUGCUAAACAAAAAAAAGAAAAAGAAAAGGGCUUUAUUUUACGUAGUCUCUUCUGCUGAUGUGGUUUUUUACAUGAUCCCUUCCAUCUAAAAUAUAUAAAAAUUGUGUAUGGACACAUGCAGUGUAUGUGCCUUAAUUUAGCUGUAAAAAAAAUUAAUUAAAUCCUUGUUCCGCUGUUAGUGUUGCACCCAGUAUUUGUUUGUACUGUAUAUAUUGCCAAGUAUUUUUGUUGUUGUUGUUGUUGUUCAUAUGAUUGCCUUUUCUUUUCUUCUUUAUGUUUUUUCUUUAUUUUUUUUAGUUUAGUUUUUUAAUUUGUUUGAUUUUGUUUUUCGGUUACAAUGUGUAUUCAGUCUAGUAUCAACAGCGUCAUACAGUAAUCGUAAAAGGAAGUUACUCUAAUCCAUGUUUUCGUGGUAAAAGGGAUUUUCGUAUAGUUAUGUAUUUGUGCAUUGUUAAGAAAAUUUCCCAACCUAUGGGUUUGUUUCCAAACUCUUUCUGAAAAUACUGUGGUCAUUAACGCAACACGGAAGCAGCUUGUACUUCCUUUUUUUGUUAGAGAAGCGCAUACCCAGCCAAGUCUUAGGUGAAAUUUUUCACUGUAAGAGGAACCAUUUGAGCAAAUUUGGAAAGCGUACGCUCCUGCUAUCAAAGAUGUUAUUCAUAUGAUCCCAGCAGUAUUACGUAUUUCGCAAAAUGGAAGAACUGCGGGUAGGACAAAAUGAGAACAUGUCACACUUCUCUCUUUCAUACCCACAUCUGAGUUUUGUGUGGGAGUACUCAGAUGUAAAUCACCACUUCCUCACCCACCUUUCCUGCUCCCCUAUCAUAGGCCUCAUUCCUGCUGGGCUCCGCAUCUUGUGGUGAGGGUACACUGUGUAUUUUGUGUGUGUAUGUGUGUGUGUGUGUGUGUGUGUGUGUGUGUGUGCCCCUUGCAAAUUUACGCAGGUGCACAUUUUCUGUUUAUAGCACAAAGCGUCAUAUUUAAAUUUAACCUUUCGCAUUUCCUGAGUUUUUCUGGAGAUGUUGCCCUUUAGUUUUACAUCGAAAACAAUGUGCAUGAACUAUUCCAUAAAGAAACAUUAAACUGCUUUGAAUGAUUA